Molecule: messenger RNA, 9112 nt
Organism: Acinonyx jubatus (cheetah)
Lineage: Eukaryota; Metazoa; Chordata; Mammalia; Carnivora; Felidae
Gene: C2CD3
Product: C2 domain containing 3 centriole elongation regulator
Exons: 33
Coding region: 148-7119 (2323 amino acids)
Biological process (GO): centriole elongation; cilium assembly
Cellular component (GO): centriolar satellite; centriole
Source: RefSeq, a predicted model, not a curated record
UCUCCUCGGCGAUUCCACCGGAAGUACGCAACAGCCGUUCACAAAGAAAGCUGGGUAACGGAGUCUACAGAUCUCUCAGACCAACAGAGAACUCAUCGACCCUCGCCGGAAAGACAAGCGCUCCUAAAGGCAAAUGCAUCCUGGGCAAUGAAGUCCUCAAAAGGCAUAUCCCUUUGCGCUUGCGCAGCUGAAGGCGACAGCGGUCAACCUCGUAGAGGUUUGAGUGACAUUUCUCCAUCUACAAGCCUUCCACCUCUGGUUGAAGGCCAGCUACGCUGCUUUCUGAGACUUACUGUUAAUAAAGUCAUAUGGAAGAUUGCAAAGCCUCCCACUUGUGUACUUGUCCGAGUGAGAUGGUGGGGAGAAACAUCAGAUGGAACCCUUUUUUGUCCCAGGGACGCAUUGCAGACUGAACCAAAAGCUGUCAGAACAACUACACGUUAUGCUGUUCGCUGUGGUCCAAAGCAGUUUACCUCUUAUCUAACUGAUAUGGCUGUGCUGGUGCUGGAAGUAAUCACCAAACUUGAUCAUCUUCCAAUUGGUAGAGUUCAGAUCAGUGGACUAGCUCAGCUUUCUCCAACCCAUCACAUCAAUGGAUUUUUUACCAUUGUUUCACCAACAUCUAAGAAACUUGGAGAACUCCAGGUCUCACUUGCUCUGGAGCCUCUGUCAGAAACUUAUGACAGCUACAAUCCUCUUCCUACCACUGACAUGACAGAAAAUGUGGUUUUAUCUGAGCAGGAAUUCAGAGAAUACACUGAACCCAACAAUACUCAGUUUCUGGUUCCAUCAAGGCCUCGUAGGAUACCUACCACCAAAAUGGACGGAAAAGAGUUAACAGCUAACAGUAGUAGAUCAACCACUCCGAGGGGAAAGGACCACUUGUACUUUGCAGAGAACUCUGAUACCAUAAAGGAUUCUUCCUUUGGACUACAACACCAUCUUAAUUCAGGACAGAGUUUAGAGUGUAUGACUCUGAAAGGCAGAGCCCCACGGAAGCAGAUGUCCCUUCUUAACAGUUCUGAAUUCCAGCCUCAAAUUACAACAGUGGCCAAGAGUCACAGUGACUCAUGCAUUGUUUCUUCAAACAACCCCCCUACCAAGGACCUUCUUUCAGCUCUGUUAGAACAAGGCAAUAAACUGCGUAAUGCCAUGGUGAUUUCUGCAAUGAAAUCGAGCCCAGAUACUAGCAUGUUGUUAGAUGAAGUUCAUCCUCCCAUGAAGGAAGAUUUCCUCAGAGCCUCAACACACCACUCAGAAAGUACUUUUCCAUACCAUAGAAUCAAAGCCUUGUCUAAGAACCAAUUUAAAGACCACACAGAAGAUCACCUCCUCCCUCCAACUAAGAGUACAUUUUGGAAACAUGACACAAAAGCUGACACCAGAGCCAUACAGCUGCUCUUGGGCAGUGCUGAAUUAUCCCAAGGUCAUUACUGGAAUGGGCUAGGCUCUCCUCCAGAUUCCCCAUCUCCUGGGAGUGAUGUGUAUUGUAGCAGUGAGCUGAAUGACCCUCAGUAUGACCAGAGUCUCUUGGAGAGCUUAUUUUACACGGUACCUAAAUCGGAUACCAGCAUCAGUGAUUUCUUCAGUGAAGACGAUAUUGUCUCUUCUAAAAAAAUGAACCAGUCAGAAGCUCUUGCCAUAUCUCCCAAGGUUCUGGAGUCAAAUGAUAAGUUGAAAAAGAGGGCAGCGGGGAAGAAAAAUAGAAAUUUGGUUGAACAACAGAUAUCAGAAACUCCAGAAGAUGCCCGAGUGAUGACACUAAGUGUGGAUAGACUGGCCCUUUUGGGUAGAACACAUUCCGUCAGAAUUAUCAUCGAAACAAUGAGGGUCCCUCCAGAUAGUCCUCAGAUGACCUCUGGCAAAAAAAGCUUUUCUGGGAGACCACCUAAUGUGACAGCAACAACAAAGCGCACCUACUUUGUGGAAUAUCACUUUCCUGUGGGCUUUUCUAAAGGUGGAUUGGGAAAAACAGCUUUGAUCACUGAGGUCGUUCGACUUGCCUCCAGUAAAAUUAGAGAUGGAAUGGUGAAAUUCCAGCAGCGAUCUGUGUUUCCAGUACAGUUUGGUGGCCCAAUGAUAGAACACUGGUGGAAUUCCAACCUCACUUUCCAAAUUUACACAAAGAAAACCCCACAGAAAAAGCCAGAAGUCAUUGGAUCUGCAUCAAUGCCUUUACGAAGUGUCAUUCAGUCUGAGUUGCUUUCUUUCAGUAACCAGCUUCCAGUGCAACAGGAAAAUGGUCAGACUCCACUUGGCCCCCUUAAGGUAACUGUGGAGCUUGUUAUACAUAACAAGGAUUUCACUUGUGUGAAUACUAAAUUACGUAACAGCACCCAACAUGGCCCACUUUGUACUCUUACAAGUCCAGAUAAGACAUUAUCAGAACCUGGUCAACAUGUUACCUGUACUAAAAAUCCAGAGAACCUAAAUCAAAUUCACGAAGAAGUUGCAAAGAAAGUACAGAAUUUGAUACUCUCCAACCCAAAGUCACCAAGCCCUGCUGUGCCAAAUCCUUCAACCUUCAUGGCUGUGCCAGCCUCUCACAAUUUAGCAAAUCAGACAGAUGGGUCAACAAAAGAGAGUGCUUUGCUGUUGCAUGUGCUGUUGAUGGUGGCCGAUGGGAAAGAUUUCAUUACUGGAGAAUCUGACAAACCUCCGCCAUGCAAUGUUUAUUUAAAUUGCAAACUUUUCAGCACAGAGGAAGUCACCAGAUCUGUCAUCGCAUGGGGCACAACACAACCAGUCUUCAACUUUUCUCAGGUGAUUCCUGUCUCUCUGUCUUCCAAAUACCUGGAAAGGCUGAAGAACAAUGUGAUGGUAAUUGAAACUUGGAACAAGGUGCAGAGCCCAGGACAGGACAAGUUGCUCGGGCUGGUGAAACUCCCCCUCCAUCAGUUUUACGUGUCAUUCAAAGAUCCCAAAAUUUCUCGCCUGCUGCUUGAUGCUCAGUACCCAGUUGUUGCUGUUGACAGCUACAUGCCUGUGAUUGAUGUGUUCUCAGGCCACCAAAAUGGGAGUCUUCGCGUCUUUUUAGCCAUGGGUUCUUCAGAUCAGAUAAUGGCACUACAAAGAUUAAAGAAUGAAGAAGGAACACUUCCACCCUUCAGCCCUAGGCCAGCCCAUUUUCUGGACCAGCCGUCUAUAGCAUCUGUUACUAUGGCAGAGGACCAAAGAAAUGGAUUGAUGGAGCAUCACUUUGAGCUCCACGUAGAGAGCGUUAAAGGGCUAGCCCCUCUUCAGGCAACAGUCUGGGGAGAAGCAGAUUGUUAUGUCCAGUACUACUUUCCAGUUCAAGACUCUCAAUCCAGUGUGCUAAAAGGACCUGAGUUCCUUGAAAACGGAAUCUCUUUGAAGCCUUUCAGAUCUGCAACCACACUCUGUGUUCCAGAUCCCAUCUUUAAUAGUGAGCACCAUCACUCUCUCCUGUUGCCAGCUGAAGUUCCAGUGCAAAGGCUUCUGCUGAGUGUCUUCUCUGCACAGGGGCCCAUGCCUGGAGGUGGAGUCCAGUUUGAAAUCUGGUGCAGAUACUAUUAUCCUAACGUGAGAGACCAGAUGGUUGCCAGAGGAACCUUGCCAUUAUCGAGGAUCUGUGCCAUGGUAACCAUGCAGCACCAUGAGGAUGUGGGAAUACAGACCUUUAAUCUCCCUUUAACUCCCAGGCUUGAGAACAGGAAGGAACUGAGGAACCAGUCAUCAGGUUUACUGGAUGUGGGCCUAAAAUACAGGCGUACUCCAAGAACAGCAGAGGGAGUUCUUGCUGCCCGAGCUGUCUCUAUUUCAGUUGAGAUAAUCAGAGCCUGUGGUCUGCAAGCAGCAGCCAAGGCUUUGGCUGAGCUGGAACCCGCUCUACAGUUCAGUGCCACAGUUGGGGUCAAUGCUUUUGUCACCACUCAUCUCUCCUUCCUGCCCAAGGGAGAACAGCGCCGAACCCGCCCUGUAGCUUGUUCCUUCUGCCCUGAGUUCUCCCAUCAUGUUGAAUUUUCAUGUAAUUUGGUGACUCAGCACUGUAGUGGAGAGGCCUGUUUCCUGGCAGAGCUGUUGGAGUUUGCAGAGGUCACCUUUGCUAUUUAUCAUGAAGAUACCAAGUCAGCCACUGAUAUAACCAGUAUUCAGUCAAUCAGAGAUUAUCUGCUUGGAGUAGUAAAGGUUCCUACAAAAGAGCUGCUGGUCAAAAGAUCUGGGAUCACAGGAUGGUAUCCUAUCAUUUUACCAGAAGAUGGGGCCCUGCCUCACUGUUUGGAGCUCAUGCAGAAGAUUGUGGGUGGCCUAGAACUUUCAGUUUCCUUCACACAUCCUGGAGAUAGAGAGCGGGUGUUGGAAGCUGCUGAGCUAUUGGGCUGGAGCUUUGAGAAUAACCUGAAGAAUCUUGUCACGAUGGAUGAAGAGGAGCCAGCCACUGUCACCAUAUCCACCCCAAGGCUCUGGCUGCCCAUCCAUUGUGUGCUUCUUGCCGGCCAAAAGCACAUUCAUAAGAACAUACACUGCUACCUCCGCUACAAAUUUUAUGAUCAUGAAGCCUUCUGGACCCCUCUCAAGAAGCCUAAAGAAUCUACAAACAAAAAGCAGGUCAUGGUUACUUUCAAGGCAUCCAAAAGAGCAGAAGUCAAUAGGGGCCCGUCACUGCUUUGGUAUUUCAGGGAAGAGAGGUUAGAGGUCCAAGUGUGGCGGGCUUAUGGCAAUGACAGUGUGGAGAGGCCCCACCAGACAGACAGUUGGAUUGGCUCAGCCUAUGUGGACCUGGUCAGACUUGGGGAAAGGUCAGCAAGGACAUUAACUGUCAGUGGUGUGUAUCCUCUGUUUGGACGAAAUGCUUCCAACCUCUCAGGAGCUGCCUUGCGAGUUCACGUGGUUCUUUCCUCUCCUUCCCCACACCCUGGGCCUGCUCAUGAACUGGAUUCUGUGGACUGCAGCAGCCACAGUGAGUCUGAGCAGUUCCCCAGAAGGCAUGAUGAGAUCCAGCGCUCUCCAUCACCUGACCACCAGAAGUCUCCUGCCUCCACCCAGGUCCCCUGCAACACCACCACAGGGGAAGUCUGCCCAGCCCAGGAGGGCCCAGAUGAGUUGGAUGGAACUUUUGCAGUUAGUAUCCUGGUAGAAAGAGCGAUGCAUUUGAGCUUAAAAGGGAUCCCCUUGACAGAGCGGAAAGUAUUGAUGCCCAGUUGCUGUGUAUCCUUUGCAACAGCUGAUGAGCCAUCUCCUGUCUUCACCCACGUGGUUGAAAACACAGAUUCCCCCAUCUGGAAUUUUCAACAGCAGUCAAGGCUAUCAAAAGAGUUUCUUUUGGACCCACAACAAACUCUGGUCUUCAAAGUUUGGCAUAAAGGAGAUGAGGAGAGGGUGAUUGGCUUUGCCUCAGUGGACCUCUCCCCGCUUCUUUCUGGCUUCCAGUUUGUCUGUGGCUGGUACAACAUCACAGACUUCAGUGGAGAGUGCCAGGGGCAGAUAAAAGUUGCUGUCUCCCCUCUGGAAAGUUUGGUGCACUUCAAAGAAGAAAGACAAUCAAGACGUGGGAUGGAGACCCCAGGGUCACGGAUCCCAAUACACAGCCCCUUUUCCUUCCCUGCUUCUGGUAUGUAUGCUGCAUUCCCUGGCUGUGUUGCAAGAUGGACCCCAGAAGAACCUGCUCACACCUCAUCAAGGGGACUUGAUUUCUCUUCUCUUACGAGAAGCAGUACUGCAAGAAGUCAGGCAUCACGCCAUGAAGAGCAUGUACAGAACAUCCGCCGAUUUCAUGAAUCCCUGCAGCAGGGAGAGGCAGUUUUGCCACAUGAUGACAAACUGACCACAUUGCCUUUGUCCUCCUCCCACACUUCCAUUCUGACUUCUCUCAGGAGGAAUCUGAGUGAGCUAGAUCAGAUCCAACGGUACUUCAGUCAGAAGCUCACCAAGCCUUUACUUCCCCUCAGUCCUCAGCCUCCUGCCGUCAUGCAGUCCCAGGAGACUCAUAGGGACCAUCCUGGGCCCGGAGCUAGCAGCCUAGAGCCUGACAGCCAGUGCCUUCUGGAGAAAUCCAAUAACCUGGUGUUGCAAGUCAGCUCCUUAAUCACAGAUCUGCAGACCAUCACCAGGAAUUCUCAAGCAUCUUUGAGUUCUCACCAAGCCAGGAGUAGAAGCGGAGAAGUCCCCACCCUACCAGAUGCUCAGGACACAGGGGCCAUGCAGGAACGAAGAACAGCUCCCAGUAUGUCAUUGGCACAAGUGAUGGAUGAGGGCAGAAACUGCCUAACUCCCCCUACUCUUGAAGAGACUUCAAGCAGAAGAGGACUGCUCCAUGAGUCCCUGGGGCACACAGUACCCGAUACAAGGAUGCAGAGCAGUGAGGAAACUGAGGCAGACCCAGUCUACAGCGAUGAGGACUAUGAAGAAGACAUCAUUGAGCCCAGGACCCUUAAUGACAUCACCACUGUGACAGACAAAACUAGCCCUUGGUCCAGUUUCAUGUCAGACACAAGUGAGAUCAUCAGCCUUCAGCCUGAUGAGGUGCACAGGGAAGGCCCCUCUUGUCCUUCAAAGCCUUUCCCCAGAGAGGAGCUCAAGGGUAAAAGUAGCCCUCUGUCCAGCCCAGGAAGAGCUGUCAACCCCCACCUGCUUAGGCAGGGUUCUCCUAGGCAAAGUCUUGUUGCUUGUGAGGGUGAAGCCUCUCAGGCAAGGGAUGGAGAGCCUGCCUUAACAGACCCGCAGCUCAUCUCACAAGUAACACUCUCAGGAGCCCAACAGAGCAAAACCUCCAUGGGACUGAGCUCACCAAGAGCAGAUCAGGACCAGGAGCCCAAGCCAGAAGCCCAGACUGAGAAUGAAGCUGCCUCCACGGAGCUAAGUGACUCUGCUGAUAGCUUUGAGAAAUUCCCUCUCAGCCUAGCCUCCCAGAGCAGAAAGGAAAGCCAUCAGGGCCUACCCAUCAACUGCCCUGACAUCCAUCAGAAGCAGGCAACAUCUGGAUCAGAGGUGUCCACAAGGCAGAGUCUCCUCCCGGAACCCAUUGUGGUGCCCAACUUCUUUUUGCCUCCUCAGCAGUUGGAGGCCUCCCUGCGGAUCCUUUCACUCUCUACAGCUUUGCCACCGCCGGCCACAACAGAUCAGGCAGUUUUGUACAGUGGCAAGAAGGGUGGCCUAUGAAUCUAGGAAGCCUAAAUUUAAACUUCAGUCACUUAUUAGCUGUGGAACCUCCUGGGGCAAGCUAUCUAACUUUUCUGUGCUUUGGUUCCUUUAUCUGAAUAAGGGGCACCUGGGUGGCUCAGUUGGUUGUGUCCGACUCUUGGUUUUGGCUCAGGUCACGAUCUCACAGUUCAUGAGAUUCUUGCGGUCAAGCCCAUGUCGGGCUCUGCAUGACAGCACAGUGCCUGCUUCAGAUUCUCCCUCUCUCUCUCUCUGCCCCUCCACUCACUCACGUGUGUGUUCUCUCUCUCUCAAAAUAAAUAAGUACACUUUUUUUAAAAAUGGGCAUAAGAGACUUGCCUCCUAGGAUUUGUUUUGUGUAGGAUUAACUAAGAGAUGUAAAGUACAGUUAUUCAUGGCACAUAAGAGAGAACUAUAUGAGUAUUAGUUAUUGUUAUUUUUAUCAUCAUUAUUAUUGAAACGUCUUCCCUCUUACGUUGUUCCACUUUGGAGGGAACCGGUAGGAUGAAAUACUAAGAGAUGAGGGUGUGAUCAAAAGCUUAGGACCAAGAACUGGAAGCUGGGAAGUUAGGCCCCACAGAGCACCCCUGAAAUACGGAGAACAGUUUUCAGGGCUGUAGCAGUUGACUGUGCUCAGUUCAGACCCUGAGUUAGAGGCCCAGGAUGACACACCACUCCCACCGGACGGUGACAGAUCCCUAGCCUCGGAAGUCUCUGCCCCGCUGGUCUGUGAAUCUGAAGCCUUUUAAGUCCGCUGCUUUUCUCACAGAAGCCCAAGGAAUUUCCCUUUCUCGAGCCAGGAGGCAUCUAGGAGAUGUACAAUCCUGGUUGAGAAACCCAGCCUCUACAAAAUCAUCAGAUCACAUCAGCAGGGGCCCAAGGGAACUUCCUGAGCCCAGUGUCCUCUCGCCUCAGCCUGUGGUCUGGGCCUGAUGGCUGAGAUGUCCCUCUUAGGGCAGGAGGCCCUGACAUAUUGCCUCAUUUCUUGGAGCCACUGAGUCCCUAGCCCUCUGCAGGGUGCCAAGAAGAGUCCUAAAGGUCCAAGGGUUUCUGAUAAAGGCCACACAAAGCUUUCAGGAGGAGAUGAGCUCCCUAGCCAAGGGUGUACAGAAGUCAGGGGAAACAGCCAGAAUUGGCUGGUGCCCACCCUGGCCCAGAAUGCAGCUUGGCAAGCACAGUAAGGGAAAGGGCCCACAGGACUCUUGGGCGGGUGCUGGGCUCAAGUUGCCUGAGCUACUCUGAGGCCAGAGUCUGGGAGGCACCAGGACCUCUUCCAGGAGUGUCACUUUAACCCUUCCCUCUCAGGAGUCUGGACUUUUGAGCCCUCUCACUGGCAGGGUGUGGCUUCAGAGGGUUGAGAAGUCUUGAUUUAGUUAGGCCUCUUCAUUCUGUAUGGGGGGGAGGGUGUGAGGACUGAGGCCCAGGGUGAGAGAGUGUGGCUCUAGUCCCUGUGGAAUAGGCCUGUUGUCAGGGAAGGCUUCUCAGAGGAAGAAUAGGGAGGGACCAGGGGGUGGUGAGGAAUGGAGCUCAAAGUGUGGAGCCCAGCCACACUGCAUUUGGGCUGGGUGAUCAAAUUUAGGAUUCGCCUCUCAGGGAUAGGCCCCUGGUCUCUGUCCUGUCCUCACUUCCCCCCUGCUCCUAGUUGCGGCUGCUGAAUCUGCUACUCUCUUUUAGCCUAAGGAAGUCCUAGUCCUAGCCUUCAGAGAAGACCCUGGGAGCCACUCCAAGGGAAGGCACCCAGCCAAGGGGGUGAAAGUUGAGCAAGGCAGGCAGCUGUACUGAGCCCUCACUUGUCUCUGAGGCAGCAAUCCGUUGGCAAGCCCACCUAGCCAGCCGGAAUCAGGGAGCUGUUUACUUUCAGUUUUCAGCUCUUCCAAAAAUUUUGCUUCCAGCUCCUAAAUCAGUGUUUAUGUCACUUAAGGGAACUCCUCUGGAAAAGAACAAACCUUCAGCCCAGAUGCCAGCCCCAGAGGUUCAUUGGGCAGGGGGCAAU